Messenger RNA from Sardina pilchardus (European sardine), 3377 nucleotides. It is a transcript of the gene gal3st1b, whose product is annotated as galactose-3-O-sulfotransferase 1b. Gene Ontology annotation, cellular component: membrane. Lineage: Eukaryota; Metazoa; Chordata; Actinopteri; Clupeiformes; Clupeidae. Gene Ontology annotation, molecular function: galactosylceramide sulfotransferase activity. The transcript is spliced from 2 exons. The record is from RefSeq and is a predicted model, not a curated record. Gene Ontology annotation, biological process: galactosylceramide biosynthetic process; myelination. Bases 1099 to 2370 code for a protein of 423 amino acids.
UAAUACCUUGAUGUUAAGUUAACUUACUUGGCAAUAACAUACUCACCAUCAACAUCAUGUAACGCACGACCAGUCACAUUCUCAGCAUCCAGACGGUCAUUACAUACAUUUAUUUGCAACUCUAAAAUAUAAAGAAACCACUAAAAACACACUAACCUCCUCAUCACCUUAACUUCUAACUAGCUAGUUAGCCAAUACCUCAGUGGGUGGCUGAAUUCACUUACGUUAACUUACCAACAUUGGAUGAACUGUGAUCAUUUUACCCCAGCUAAUGUUACCGUCCUAUAAAUAAAUACAUUAAUUAGGUUACUUACCACGGAUUUAACCCCAUGGAGUAUGAGUGUAAAAUCAACCUCAGAUAGACAAUUAUAGUGAAGUUAUGUUAAUUUAUGUGUAGUAGCUGUUAUUAGCUUGCCAGUUUGCUAGCAAAUUGUCUAAAUUCUUGCCCCACGUGCUGUUUAAAAUGUAGCAGCUAAGCUGGUAACAUCUUUACACUGCUCUCAAAAUAGUCAAACUGUCACUGAACAAAGCAGUUAAAUAUACAAUAGGCUUCAUUUCUGCUGGUUUCAGGGUAAAAACAAAUAUCUGCAUAGCAUGUUCAAAGUUACAUUUAAGAUUAAGUCUGUUGGUGUGGCCAGUCAUUUUAAACCAAGAACAACAAGCUAACAUCAGAAAGUGAUAUCUAGGUUCAGGCAUGCAAAAAAACACUAGCAGCUAUGUACAAUUACAAUGCCUUAUGCAUGUUUUCCUUUGUACCUUUUGUUUAUUCCUCUGGCUGGUUUCAAGACAAGGCCUGAAAUAUGUGUAGACUUGGGCAAGUUCAAUGAUUUAUUAUUAGAGCACGAUGCUUGAUGAUGACCAAUGUAACUGCUGUUUGCACUUUUUACAUAAUUUCAUGUAAUGUGGACAACAAAUGACUGACUACACUUCGGGUCCCACCAUCAUUGUGCUUGGAAAGAAGUGUGACUACAAAGCACUCACUGUUCAAGAACUAUCUUCUGGUGUAGUGUGAGAAGUUUGCCUUUGUCUUACCACACAGAGUAUCACAGUAAAAGUUUUUACAUUCUCUAGACCUCCAAGUGAGAGACCUGUGCAAGCAUGCUGCACCUGAAGCGCAAUCUGCCAAAGUCACUAACACGGAGAUCCAUUCUCGGAGGGCUGCUGUUUUCCGUCAUUAUGGCAUUUUACUGUCUCUCUUCAACAGUCCAGAUAAAUACACAUAGGAUGUCACAGGAGUCUCCCUGCAUUCAAACCCAAAAUGAGUCGUCCAAAAUGUCUCACAAACUGUUUGAUCAAGAAAGUCACUGUGUUCCAAAAACUAACCUCAUGUUUAUGAAGACCCACAAGACAGCCAGUAGCACCAUACUCAACAUCCUGUUCCGCUUCGGAGACAAGCACCACCUAAAGUUUGCCCUCCCAGAUGGACGCAAUGACUUCUUCUACCCAUCUUUUUUCCACCGCUCGCAUGUGCGAGGCUACCGCUCAGGUGCUUGCUUCAAUGUGAUUGGCAACCACAUGCGCUUCAACAGACUCGAGGUGGAACAGGUUCUUCCUCCAGAUGCUGCUUACUUCACCAUCCUGCGUGACCCGGCUGAAGUCUUUGAGUCGUCCUUCCACUACUAUCACGGAGUGGUGCCGUUCACCUGGUUCAUUCCAGGGGAGGACAAACUGAGGACCUUUUUGGAAGACCCAGUGCAGUAUUACGUUCCUGAUGGAUAUAACUCAUUCUACCUCAAGAACCUGCUGUUGUUUGACUUUGGAUAUGACAACCUCUUGGAGCCAAAUGACCCGCAUGUGACACAGGCAAUCCAGGAGGUGUCUGAGCGAUUUCAGCUGGUUCUGCUGGCUGAGCACUUCGAGGAGUCCCUCAUCCUGCUGAAGGACGCCCUCUGCUGGGAAAUGGAAGACCUGCUCUUCCUCAAGCUCAACGUAAGGAAGGGCUCCUCUGUAUCUCGACUCAGCCCCGCAUUGAGGGCCAAGGCCCUUCAAUGGAACAGUGCUGACUGGAGGCUCUACCGCCACUUUAACGUCUCUUUCUGGGCUAAAGUGGAAGCGUAUGGCCGCCAGCGUAUGGAGAGAGACGUGGAGGAUCUGAGGAGACGGAACGCAGAGAUGAGGGCCUUGUGUGUGGAGGGUGGAGCUGCCGUGGACCCUACCAGAAUCAAGAACACAGAGCUGGCGCCAUGGCAACCCAUGGGAGAGAAGUCCAUUAUGGGAUACAAUCUGAGAAAGGACAUUGGAUCUCAGCACGCUGAGCUAUGCCGUAAGAUGCUCACCCCGGAGAUCCAAUACUUGACAGAGCUCGGGGUCAACCUCUGGGUCACAAGGCUAUGGGGGUGGCUGAAGGACAGUGUCUUCUGGUUGUCUUGAUCAGUGUAUGAGGACAUGUAGUUGUUUGAGUGUUCUAAGUUUUGUGCACUUUUGUUAAGUUAUAGUUAUUAUAAGUACAAUUUUGAUUGAGUUAUAGCCACCAACCAUUUGGGUCAUAGUAACCAUCAUCCAUGUAUCUCACUGGCUGCCCUCUUUGCAGCCCAGACUGAAUUAUGACUGUUAUCUUUCCUUGGCCACAGUGACUCUACUUUUCCACUGUUUACAAUCUAAACUCUACCACAGGCAUUAGCUUUGCUAUAUUUAAAAAGUUAAAAUGCAGCUUUGUCUUCAUGAUCACAACCCAACUGGCGUUUACUAAUGAUAUUCCAUUAUUUCAUGCUACAAAUCAUUACAUUUAGUAUUACUAACAGAUAUUUUUAGGUAACUUUGCAAAACGUUGUCAUUUAACAUAAACAUGAAAUAGGAUAUAUAUAUAUAUAUAUAUAUAUACUACAAUGUUAGAUAAUAUAUUUUUUAAAAAAAACUAUCAUAUUUAAACGUAUGUUCGUCUGGUGGCAUCCUUUCCAUUUCAAGUGACCUGGAAUAGGCCCCAUAGGUAUUUUCACCUUUGAACUGAAGAACAAGCAUUUCUUGUCUAAGAUCCUGUUUUAGGCCUAGAUUGUUUGUGUAACAUUUUUACUACUCAAUUUGGAGGUCUGUUAUCUUGCUCUAAUGUUAAAGGAGAAAUCUGACGAUUUUUCACAUACAAAAUAGGGGUUCACAAACAUGCCCCCAGAGUGUAGCACUGUAGCUGCCUGGCUGCUUCAGCUGUUGGAACUAGUAACUCGAGCUAGGUAAAACCGAUUGGUUUUUAUCAGCACCUCUGGAAAUGGAGAUCUACUCAGAAAAAUCGUUGGAUAUCUCCUUUAAGAUUUGUCCUGUUUACUCAAAAUAUGCAAUGUAUUAAGUUCUUAAUGUACUUUCUAUUAAGUGGUAUCACUGAUGAUAACACAUUUUAGUUAUCUCUCAUUCCCCAUUGAUGUAACAAAAAUAAACUACUUAGUUGU